Messenger RNA from Girardinichthys multiradiatus, 1795 nucleotides. It is a transcript of the gene aldoca, whose product is annotated as aldolase C, fructose-bisphosphate, a. Lineage: Eukaryota; Metazoa; Chordata; Actinopteri; Cyprinodontiformes; Goodeidae. The record is from RefSeq and is a predicted model, not a curated record. Gene Ontology annotation, biological process: fructose 1,6-bisphosphate metabolic process; glycolytic process. Gene Ontology annotation, cellular component: cytosol. The transcript is spliced from 8 exons. Gene Ontology annotation, molecular function: fructose-bisphosphate aldolase activity. The coding region runs from base 1 to 1137 and encodes 378 amino acids.
AUGGUCAACUCUUCCACCAAGCCAGCUCUGACAGACAGUCCCAGGAUGACGCACCAGUUCCCGGCACUCUCCGAGGCUCAGAAGAGGGAGCUCCAUGAGACGGCUCUACGCAUAGUUUCUCCAGGGAAGGGCAUCCUGGCUGCAGACGAGUCUGUGGGCAGCAUGGCUAAGCGGCUGGCCCAGGUUGGGGUGGAGAACACCGAGGAAAAUCGCAGGCAGUUUCGCCAGAUCCUCUUUAGUGCGGAUGAUCGCAUCAACAGCUGCAUUGGAGGGGUCAUCUUCUUCCACGAGACCCUGUACCAGCACUCUGAUAAUGGUGUCCCCUUUGUGAAACUGAUCAGGGACAGGGGAAUCCUGGUUGGGGUCAAGGUUGAUAAAGGCGUUGUUCCCCUGGCAGGAACAUGUGGAGAAACCACCACACAAGGUCUGGAUGGAUUGGCAGAGCGCUGUGCACAGUAUAAAAAGGAUGGAGCGGUCUUUGCAAAGUGCCGUUGUGUGCUCAAAAUCAGCGACUCCAAUCCAUCAAAACUGGCGAUCACAGAAAAUGCAAACGUUCUUGCACGCUACUCAAGCAUCUGCCAGCAGAAUGGCAUUGUGCCCGUCAUUGAGCCGGAGAUCUUACCUGACGGUGAUCACGACCUGAAACGCUGCCAGUACGUCACAGAGAAGGUCCUGGCUGCAGUGUACAAGGCCAUGUCAGACCACCAUGUUUAUCUGGAAGGCACUCUGCUGAAACCAAAUAUGGUCACCCCUGGACACAGCUGCCCCACCAAGUACAGCCCAGAAGAGGUGGCAAUGGCAUCCGUCAGUGCCAUGCGGCGCACCGUUCCCCCGGCCGUCCCAGGGAUUUGUUUCCUCUCUGGAGGUCAGAGUGAAGAGGAGGCCUCCAUUCACCUCAGUGCCAUCAACAACUGUCCCCUGGCUAAACCCUGGGUCCUGACGUUCUCAUUUGGCCGCGCCCUGCAGGCCUCGGCCCUCAGAGCCUGGAGAGGACACAAGGAGAAUGAAAAAACCGCCACAGAGCAGUUCAUUAAACGAGCAGAGGUGAAUAGUCUGGCAUGUCAAGGGAAAUACAGUGGCGGUGAUAACUACGGCGAGGCUGGCCAUUGCGUCUUCGGCUCCUGCCAUGCAUACUGAACAAAACAAAAAAAUCACCAUUUUCACUAGCAUGUUUUAUUUCUUAAGGUAUAUCACAGGUGAAUAGUACUGUAGACACUUAGACUUGAUCAGAAUAAGUGACGCAUGGAAAUGUUGAAUGAAAACAACUGACAGUGUUUAAUUGCCUUGUUUAAAGAAGACAUUCAGGAAUGUAUCUGGGUUUUCUCAUGUCUGAAGGAAUUAUGUCUACUUUCUUUGCAUAAUGUGUGUAAAGUCAGUUCAUGAGGCAAUGCCACGACUAAGGCUUUAUAAUAUUACCGUGCUCACAAAGUCAAAAUUAUCCUAUUAAAUAACUUUGACUUGAUAGCAUUGACUAAAGUUUACAUCAAAACAAACAUCAUUAUCUAAAUAGUGUAAAUUUCUAAUUAUGUAAAACAAAUGAUGCUGGUCUUCAUCACCUCUUCUGAAAAACUCCAUUGCUUCUCUGAGUGAGAGUGAGUGUGCUUAGAUUAGUUUUCACAUGCAUUUAGCAGCGGCCAUCCACAGAUAAAAAAAACAAUUGCCUGGUAUUAGCUUGGAGCUAAUGAGCCUCCUCCUCACUCCCCGCUGCCCUCUUAAUGUGUGAUAUUAUCAGGAAUAUUCUGUGUAAAAUAAACAUGGUUGGAAUCUAAUGCAAUAAAAAUGCUGGUCGGUUAAA